Molecule: messenger RNA, 426 nt
Organism: Peronospora matthiolae
Lineage: Eukaryota; Oomycota; Peronosporomycetes; Peronosporales; Peronosporaceae
Source: the annotation of a GenBank genome assembly
AUGCUCAUCUACGGCCUUGCGGAUGGGCCGGUGAAGACCUACAUGUUCCGAGAGGAUCUCCAGACGCUGGAAAAGGCGAUAGCGUAUGCGGAACAAGAAGACUUCAGCCUGAGACAGUAUCAGGCUAACUUGUCGGACUAUCGUCCGACGAGACGACUGGAAACAGGAGGCCCCGAACCAAUGAACCUCUAUUACAUCGAGAGCGAGUACUUUCUCUCUCUGAGUCACAAGCGAGCGGCAAGAUGCCAUCGCUGUCAGAAGAGUGGGCACUACGCUCAUGAGUGUAGUGUCCCGAGCACUGCAACACGUCCAAAGACAGGAAGUGAUGACCGCCGUUGGCCGAGGAAAGGUCCGAGGCGUGGGUCCGAUCAUGUCGCUAAACCGCGACAGCAAGUCGGGCCGCCAAAAAAUGGACAGUGUCAGUAG